Balaenoptera acutorostrata (minke whale) is the source of this 2712-nucleotide messenger RNA. RefSeq lists its product as uncharacterized. The transcript is spliced from 2 exons. The record is from RefSeq and is a predicted model, not a curated record. The coding region runs from base 222 to 1208 and encodes 328 amino acids. NCBI's taxonomy places the organism in Eukaryota, Metazoa, Chordata, Mammalia, Artiodactyla, Balaenopteridae.
UGUGCCCACUUUACUGGGGAGGAGCGGGGCUCAGAGGGGGAGCUGACUUGCCCGAGGUUGCACAGUGGGGGCGAAGCUGGGCAGUGUCCUGCGGUCUGGCCACUGCUCCAGCCCCCUCACUGGGGCAGUAAAGACAGGCCCAGUGUCGCCUGCCUUGUGUGCCGAGCUUUGGAUGUCCUCAGGAAGGUGGCGGGUGACGUGAUGGCGUUUCCCGCACGAGGAUGGAUAAGGCAACCCUCCCUCAUUCAUUCACCAGCAAGGAUGUGCAGCUCGCCCGCCGAGACCACGUGGGGCUGGCCGUGCACGUCCGGUGGAACAUUCCACCGUGGCCAGAUGUGCUGUGCUUCCCGCACGGGCCACCGCGCUGCACGUGGCUGCUGAGCUCUCACGGUGCGGCUGGCGUGGCUGCAGACCUGAACCUUCGAUUUGAUGUCAGUCAAUUAAUCUUAGUUUCAGUGGCCACAUGUGAGCAGCGGCUACUGUGCUGGGUGGUGGGAGAGAGAGAGGAUGGGGAGCGAAGCAGGAGGUCCUGGGCCCACAGAGAGAGCAGUCUGGGGAAGGGAUGGGCUUGUAGGUCAGAGGUCAGGGGAGGCCUCCGUCGGGGAUGGACAGGGGCCCAAAGGACGUCUGAGGUGCGGCGGCUGAAAAUCUGGGGAGGAGCACCCAGGCAGAGGGCGCUGGGAGGACAGAGGACAGGAGGGAGGGCGGACGGACCUACGGUGGGGCUGGGCAGAGGUGUGCUGCUCAGGUGGGAAUGCUGCUCGGGUGGGAAUGCUGCCGGGGACAGGGUCGAGCCGCCGAGCCCCAGGCCACCAGGGCUGACGCUUCUCAGCGAGGCUGCGGUCCAGCGGGGAGGGGCACUCAGGUCCUGGCCAGACCUUGAGAGUUUGUCCACAAGAUGUGCUGACCCAGGGGAGAUGGUUACAGAGAAAGAGGGGGGUCAGGUGAGCUGUCCCCUGGAGAAUAGGGUGCCUCUCCUGCGAAGGUGGGAGGGGAGGAAAGGGCAGGCGGGGCCUUCGCUUCGUGGGAGGGGCCUCUGCCCGUGGGCUGGAAAAAGCCGGCCCCACCCCCCACGGAGCAGGAGGUACCCGAGCGGCUGUGAGGGGUGCAGGUGCUCCCUUCUCAGAGCCCCUUGCGGGGCUCGGAGGGGCCCCCGCGACCGGCCUGGGGGACCAUCUCCCGGUGAGGAGCCCCUGGAACUCGGGUAACCGGAGGCAGGUGUGGUUUCUGGGUCCCUCGCCCAGUGGACCCCUCGCCCCUCACCCCUUGAGCAGAGGUAGGGGAGCCGGGAGCAGCUGCUGGAGAGCAGCGAUUUCCUGGAAGCGCUGAGGACAGUAAUGGAGCCUGAGCGGCCCCCUGGGGGAAGUGGCUUCUGCCUGAGAGCAUUUCCUGAAGCUCCAUCCCUGGCGGCACAGGGCGGGGGGCUAGGGCUGGGCAGGCAGCCCUCCCGUGCAUCCCACCCCAUGUGCCAGCCUGGGAAGAGUGGGGGUGCAGAGCCCAGGAGGCCCCACAGAGCCCGGCUCCAGCCUCACUGAGAGACCCUCGGGGGCCUGGGUGGGACUGGGCAGUGAGAGGCCACUCUGACCUCGGAGCCUCAGCUUCCUCGUCUGUGAAGUGGGACCACAGCCCCUCCCGGGUGGUGAGGAGGCUGAGGUGUGGACAGAGCCCCUGGCCGAGGCUCCAGCCAGGGAAGCCCCCAGACAGCAUCACUGUCUCACCCACCAGAGGAGCUACUGGAUGGAUGGAUGGAUGACCUCAUCAAUGGCCAACACACUCUCUGCAAUGGCCUCUCUCUGCUAAGAGGAGCCCAGCCUACCCAUCAGAGCACCUGAGCAGUCAGACGCCUCUCCAGCGAGUCCACGGAAGAUGCUUAUCGUCACCGGUCACCAGAGCAAUGACCACAGUGGGACACCGCCUCAUACCACCAGGACAGCUGGAAAAAACAAGAGCCCCAAACCAGAACAUAACAAGUGAUAUUGUUAUCAGCGAGGAUGUGGCGAAAUUUGAACGUCAGGUGUUGCUGGUGAGAAUGUAACACAGCGCAGCCACUGUGGAGAAUCGUCUGGCAGCUCCUCAAAAAGUCAAACCAUCACAACCAGCAAUUCUGCUCCUCGGUACGUGCCCCCAAAUGAAACAAGGACCCAAACAGAUACCCACACGCGAGGGCUCACAGCAGCCAAAUGGGGAAACCCAACGCCGGCUGCCAGUGGGCUGACAAACCGCACAGUGAAGGGAUUCAGCCACGCUGGCCACAGUGUGGACACAUCUAGGAGACACGGUGCUGAGUGAACAGGCCCAGACGCAGAAGGCCGUGUGUCGUGCGAUCCCAUUACACGAGCCGCCGGGGCAGGAGAAGCCACCGAGACCAAGCAGACAGAAGGAGGGGGAGACCAACCACCCGAUGGGAACCGGGCCCCCUUCGCGGGGAGGAGAACGUCCUGGAACCAGAGAGAGGUGGUGCUUGCACGGCGCUGUGACUGUGCUAAAUGCCCCGGAACUGUUUGCUUUUAAAUAGCUAAUUUUAUGUUGUGUGCAUUUCACCUCGAUUAAAAAACAACAGAAAAAGAUAAGUGACCUCAGGGUCCAGCCCAACCCCGUCUCCCCACUGACUCCCACCGCCUGGACGCAGGACCACCCAGACCCGGGCACGGCCCCUGGGCUGUGAAGGCUGAGCUCCUGGUCUCUUAGGGACCUGAAUGAUGAACUCCAACC